This is a messenger RNA of Carcharodon carcharias (great white shark), 3005 nucleotides long. Its product is annotated as ras-related protein Rab-14. Lineage: Eukaryota; Metazoa; Chordata; Chondrichthyes; Lamniformes; Lamnidae. Gene Ontology annotation, biological process: defense response to bacterium; endocytic recycling; Golgi to endosome transport. Gene Ontology annotation, cellular component: Golgi apparatus; phagocytic vesicle; recycling endosome. Gene Ontology annotation, molecular function: GTPase activity; GTP binding. The record is from RefSeq and is a predicted model, not a curated record. Bases 193 to 840 code for a protein of 215 amino acids. The transcript has 9 exons.
UUUUGUGCGGCGGCGGCGGAGGUGGGGGGGGGUAAAGUAAAAACAAAAGAAGCGAAGAGAAGAUUAUAUAAAGAAUUACUUGCGGACGUUUUUUGUUUCCUUGUGUGUGCAGAAGACGGUGGCAAGUAAUAAUGCCUGCACCACAAACAUUUCCAUGACUGCAUUGGUACUGAGAUAACUAGCAGAGCCAAGAUGGCCACUGCACCAUACAACUAUUCCUACAUCUUCAAAUAUAUUAUUAUUGGAGACAUGGGUGUUGGGAAGUCAUGCUUGCUUCAUCAAUUUACAGAAAAGAAAUUUAUGGCUGAUUGUCCCCACACGAUUGGGGUAGAGUUUGGAACCAGAAUAAUUGAAGUUAGUGGUCAGAAGAUCAAGCUUCAGAUCUGGGACACCGCUGGCCAAGAGCGGUUUAGGGCUGUUACACGAAGUUAUUACAGAGGUGCUGCUGGUGCUCUCAUGGUCUAUGACAUCACCAGGAGAAGUACUUACAAUCACCUUAGUAGCUGGCUUACAGAUGCAAGAAAUUUAACUAAUCCAAAUACUGUGAUUAUUCUUAUAGGAAAUAAAGCAGAUCUUGAAGCUCAACGAGAUGUAACGUACGAAGAAGCCAAGCAGUUUGCUGAAGAAAAUGGUCUGUUAUUCCUUGAAGCAAGUGCAAAAACAGGUGAGAAUGUUGAGGAUGCAUUCCUGGAAGCUGCCAAGAAGAUCUACCAGAACAUACAGGAUGGCAGCCUGGAUCUCAAUGCUGCUGAAUCUGGAGUACAGCACAAACCCUCCGCUCCUCAGGGUGGUCGACUAAUCAGUGAACCCCAACCCCAGAGGGAAGGCUGUGGCUGCUAGUGAUCUUUAGCCAGCCAACCUCUUGACCUUUCACACCUUUCUCUUGUGUCUUUGUCAAAGCAGUAUUUCUAGCUGCCUCCUCGUCUGCUGAUAAUCUGACAGGAUAAAUUUUGCUGCUGUGACAACAGUUUAACACGAUGAUAAAUGGCUCUUCGCUAAACCACCGUAGAUAUUUAUCAGGUUACAAGGAAAAUGAGUAGAGUAAUAAAACCUCCUGCAUGGAAUUUAGAAUUGAAAUAUUUUCUUACUUGUUCUUGUGGUAGUUCCUCAUCAUCCCUUGAUCUGUGAUCUGACUUCAGUGCCCCUGUCAGCUAAACGUCAUGCUGACAUUGCCUAAUUCAAACUUCUCCCUCACAGGGGCAAUAGACAUAUCCUUGCCAUUCAUUCAAAAAAAAACUGUACAGUUAAAAACCCUCCUGUUCUGCCAUACAACUGUUGUCUAUGCUGUUCAAAGUUACUGAUGGGUUCUUUGACUGUGAACCAACAUCCAACUCAAACUGGAUAGGGUGUCUGUAAUGUGUAGAGUGUGCUUGUUGCUGUUCAUAAGAUCCCCACCCAGUUACAUGUUUUCACGGGGUUCUAAUUCCAGCUCUUUGUCUUAACCUUGCACAGGGAAAUGGCUAUUACUCAUCUUUCCCUCUUAAGACGCAAACGAAGGCUUUAGCGUGCUUUUUGUCAUUUUAUUCUUUACAUUUAUUAACAUACGUAAAUAUGUAUAAAAUUUGAAGGAACCGAACUAACAUUUAAAUACAUCUGUGUGUAUAUGAUUUUAAUGAAGAAACAAAUUGAUCACUGGCACUAUAAGUACCAGUUUGUACAGAACAAUCUAAGAAACCAUGUUGCCCCUUUAAGCACAGAAUAGAUAUAAUCACAUUUUAAAAAGAAACAAAACAAGCAGUACUUUAACACUAUUCGAGUUUCAUAUUCUCUUGUCUUGUUCCAUCAUUGCACUGUGGAAAAUCUCUACCGUUUAAUAAUCCCGUUGUUGUGCAAUCGACUGUAAUGUUCUCUGUAGAUGUCUUGCAUUUAUGGCUGUAUUUACUGCCUUACAUCAUUCAAAAAAAAACAACUGGGUGUAUGAAUGCAAACCUGUGCUUUUAACUCAACACAUUUGGGUGCAAUUGUCCUUGAUGAACUGGAUAGCCAAAUUUCAUUCAAAAAGCAGACUUUAUGGGAGAUUUGUUUAUUUUUAAGAAUUUUGUUCACUGUAUUAAACACUUUAGGGUAGGGUGAUUCUGACCUAACUUUCAAGGGAUGAAAGUAGAUUACAUUUCAAAUGGUGAUUCAGCACGUUUGCCUUUGGCAGCAUAAUUGCGGUUAAAAUGCUGAUUAAUGAUCUGCAUAUACAGUUGUGUAUAAAAUGGGUCUGUACUGUUUAAGCAUUAUUUCGAUCAAGAAAUUAAGAAUAAUGUUCAAAAUCCCCAUAAUAUGACACGAGCAGUUGAAAAUCCCCUCACCCUUGUAGAAAAAUGGGAUCCUUUACAGAAGUGCUGUGGGAAGGCCAAAACUGGAAUCUGCAAUACAGGUAUAUUGAAAAUUUUGUCAAUUUGUACACUGUCCCUUGCUUGUAGUGUGUUGCUAUUAAUUUUAAGAAUGAGGCUUUUUGUUGAGUAUAUGGGAGUACUGUCAAAGGCAAUAUGGUUAGGAGUCUCUUGUGUUGGUUACAAUGUUAAGCCUUUGCUUUAGUGAGGUGUUGCCUGGGGACCACAGCCUGCAGAUACAACAUGCAGGGAUUUGACAAGGUGUUUCAUUCUAAAUUUGCUAAAGUUUGCUUUAGUUAUUAGGUGGUAUGAGAUCUGAACUACUCUUGAACAGCUUACAGUAGGUAUUGUUUAUAUCUGUGACAGAAAAUUACUUUGAACUGCUGUACCUUUCAUUUGAUGGAACAAAUGCUAUUAAUCUGAAUAUUUGUAAAUAAAGUACCUGUAUCUAGUUAAUUUGUCCUUGUACUCUUUUUAAGAAUGUAAUUACAUAUGAUCCUCCUGCCUCUACACAGUUGUUAAUUGGCAUUCCUUAAUGUGGCAGAUGAGCUAGAUGUGGCAGUGCCCUGGCAAUGCAAUGUAUACUUGAAAGUACUUUGAAAAGAAACAGUUCAUGCCAGGUUGAGUUGUAGCCAAAUGGCACUGAACUUGGGAUUUGUGGAAUAAAUGAUGGAAGUUGGCAAA